Drosophila hydei is the source of this 2133-nucleotide messenger RNA. It is a transcript of the gene Mps1, whose product is annotated as dual specificity protein kinase Ttk. Gene Ontology annotation, biological process: peptidyl-serine phosphorylation; mitotic spindle assembly checkpoint signaling; meiotic spindle assembly checkpoint signaling. The transcript has 5 exons. Gene Ontology annotation, cellular component: nucleus; kinetochore; spindle. Gene Ontology annotation, molecular function: protein serine/threonine/tyrosine kinase activity; ATP binding; protein serine/threonine kinase activity. The record is from RefSeq and is a predicted model, not a curated record. Lineage: Eukaryota; Metazoa; Arthropoda; Insecta; Diptera; Drosophilidae. Bases 133 to 2037 code for a protein of 634 amino acids.
UAUAUCGAUAUACACAAUUACAUCUCUGAAAAAUAUAAAACAAUGCGAGGGAUUUGUUGUUGCACAAAUUCAAAUUGAAUUGUGACUUAUUUGUUUAACAAAAUAGCAAACAAAAGCAACUACUGGUUACAAAUGACUACACCUGCACCACGCCAUGUUAGAGAUUUGCUAGCAUUUGGUACGGAUUCGGAAGAUGAAUCCGACGCGAGACAAGCGAAUACACGAAAAGAAGAAUUCGAUAAUGGCAACAAGGAGAAUCAAGAUCAGCCCAAAGCGGCGCGCCAUCAAAUGGCCAAGGAUAUCAGACCAGCACCUGCCGCUAAGGUCUUGUUCCCCAGACGUCGUGCAGAGUUAACAAUGAUGGACUCUGACAGUGAUGAUGAAGACAAUAAGAACGAUCACAAUUUGAACUGUGCCAUUCUCAACGACUCCUUUGUGCUAAGUCCUAUGCACGAGCUAACCAGUAACACAAGCAUGACUUCUAAAGCGGUUGCUCUGCGGGCCAGUGAUUCGAAUUUGUCCUUCCUUGGUCGGUUCGGCAACAUGGGCAUCAAUUGUAGCACCAGCACUACCACGGGCAAAUCGCCACCUUUGCAAGUGGAACAGCAACAACAACCUGCUGAGCUGCCAAUCAAAAAACCACCACCCUCAACAUUGCAAAUAAUUUCGGAACAACGCAAGGCUGUGUCUACCAAAACGCCGUUGCGUACUUCGCUGGCACCGUCUUUAAAAAAACAACCUAAGCCUGAAUCGGAAUUUGUAACGCCCCAGGUUUGCAGCCUUGCCACAAGGCAGAGUACACGCACCCAGAAGACCCACAAUGAGUUGGCCAAUGAGUUUCGCUCGCAGAAAGUACUCUUCCAAACGCCUAUGACAGUCAGUCGCGCUGCGCCCUUUACAAGCGACAGUCUUAGCUUCUCACUAUGCGACACCAUCAGCGAAAGUCCAGAUACGCCUGCUCAACCACAGCCAAAAGUAGAAGCGCCUAUCGGCAAUAAAUCGAAAAAGUCCCUGGAUUGUCAAUUUCGUCAUGCUGAGCAGGAGAAACCAGAAUUGGCUUUGCCCGUGCCAGCGGCCGUCUCCGUACCUGUGCCGGCUGCUACGCUGCCUGACAAACCAGAAACAACAACAAAAUCGAAUGCGCUGCAAAUCAAGAACCAUGAGUACCUCAUGGUUAAAAAACUGGGCUGUGGCGGCUCAAGUUCUGUUUAUUUGGCACGACGCAAGGAUACUGGGCAGGAAUUUGCAUUGAAAGUGGUCGACCUACAGGCCGAUCCGGUAGUGGUACAGGGCUAUCUCAAUGAAACCAAGCUGCUCGAAAAGCUUCAAGGCAAUGUAUGCGUUGUGUCGCUCUAUGACUAUCAACUAUUGCGGCAAGAAUCCAAACUCUAUAUGGUAAUGGAGAAAGGUGACUGUGAUCUGAACAAGAUCCUGCAAGGAUUUACAACAAACCUACCGCUUUACAAUCUGAUGAACAUACUCUAUCAAAUGCUGCAGGCAGUCAACUAUAUACACCAGAAUGGAGUGAUUCACUCCGAUUUGAAGCCUGCCAACUUUCUGAUGGUCAAUGGUCGACUGAAGUUAAUAGACUUCGGCAUUGCCAGCAACAUAGCCGUGGACUCGACGAGCAUAAUUAAAUUUUCACAGGCUGGCACAUUCAAUUACAUCAGCCCGGAAGCACUUACGGACAUUUCCACCGGAUCAAGUCCAAUGCGCGGCAGCAAUCAACCCAAGAUAAAAAUUUCAACGAAAUCGGAUGUUUGGUCGCUAGGCUGCAUUUUGUAUUUGCUGCUCUAUCAGAAGACGCCAUUUGGUCAUAUCAGGAACAUCAAUGCAAAGAUGAACGCGAUUGCCAAUCCUGGCACAAGCAUCGAGUAUCCGGCCCUGCCAAUUUAUUAUCCGCUGAUGCUGGUGCAUAUGGUCAAAAAUUGCCUACAACUGAAUCCGAAGAAGCGGCCCUCGUGUGUGGAGCUGCUUAAGUAUCCAUUCCAUAUGGUAAUCCCAUUACAGAAUCUACAAUUGGAAUCCAAGCGCUGAAUUUUACAACACAUUAGUAUUAGAAUCUUCAUUUAGUAAUAAGUUCCAUUGGCUUUUCCACCCACUUCACAAGAAUGAAACACAAAAAUAUAAUGC